AUGCAGCAGAGCUAUGAGUCUUGGCAUGCUUAUACUAAUGGGGACUACAUCUUGAAUGGUCCGGACGGGCCCAUAACGCCUGCAGAUUGGGAUGAAAAAGUCCUUCCUGGAUGCACGGUUGAGCUCAAACUUACUGGACCCGAGACCACUGGACGAAUGUCGAGGCCUCGCUCUCGCCAUAGAGACUCAAGGCCUUUCCCCGAUGACGAGAAUUCCGUCAGCACUGCAGUCCAGCCAUUUUCAUUCACGCCAAUGCCUCUGGAAAGAAUCGACACAUCCUAUCAGAUAGAGCAUUCAGGGAUUUCUUCAUAUAGCGCCUUGGCCCGGGAUGCAGACUCUCAGACUCCUCGCGAGUCCAACGAAUCUGUUAGUGAUCAAAAUAUCGAGGAUGUUGUGGGUGGGCCCAAUUUGACGACGAGCGCAUUGCAGCCUGAGCCCUCGUCGCAGAUGGCUCUGGUUCUCUGGAGACAUUCUCCUCUUAAUUCGGAUACAAGCAUCCACACAGCAACUGGCGAACAAUUUGGCGGAGUUUCAAGCCUAUCUCGAAGAUCCACUGGCCCCCAGAGCUUUGUUGAGGAUUUCGAUGAGGAUACUGUUGAGGAUAGUAUCCCUACCGAGAGACCCUCUCCCGAAGACUUUGCAGAUCAUUUGUCUCCUGUUGGAAGAACCUCAAGCGAUUCUCGGGAUUCAUCUUCGACGACUCGCUCGGAUGAGUCCUCGUCGGGCUCGACUGAGUCUAUCAGGCGGGACUCAUCAUCACAACUAGCAAGCCCAGAGGAGCCUGCAGCAGACGCACAGCCAGAUAAUGGAACAGACACAACACCAAUGUGUCCGAUCUUUGCCUGGAAAGUUGCAGCAAGCGAUGAUCUACCACCUACCCUGAUGGAGAAUAGUGCGUCAAUGUUUGGGUACAAAGGUACAGAUAGAACUAUUCGCGCGAUAUUGGAAGAGCGAGAGGCAGAGGCAACACUGUAUCUCCUGAAGCAUGAGCGAGAAAAGGACUUUUUCGACUCACUUUCUGGGUGUUCGAGAGAAGUCCUUGCCGAGAUGAAAGUCGCUGGCACUCCUCUAGACCGGUCUUCAGCGAUUGAAAGAUCUGCCAGGAAAAAGUCCACGCGGAAAAAGCUAACGGUGAUCACCAACGCGAUUGAGAUUCUGGAUGCGUUCGUACCUGUGCAGUAUCAUAAUAUCGAUCAAUAUUGGUUGAUCGAGAAAUUUUACGGCGCAUUGAUAGCAAUGACUUCCAGCUACUCCAGCGAUGCCUAUCUCGACAGAAUUGGCGAUCGUAUGUCCUCUUUCCUCAAACACAUCAGGCAAAUUCACGCUCGGGUCUCAGGCGGGGUUAAUGAGCAAUCCCGGACCUUCUACCUUCCCAAAGCCUUGGUCGAUGCCUUCAACCCCAUCAUAAUAUACGUCUGCAUUUGCAGUCAGGUGUCGGAUGAGUUUUCACCAGAAUGGGGUCUUCUCCAACGCCACGCGAGAAAAGUCCUGAAAUCUCUUCAAACUGCCGAAUAUCAGCUCAUCUCCAUGAUCCAUGCUGGCGACUUCAGCGAAGCCAAAGUUUUCCGGCGCGUCAAUGCCCAGGACAUCGUGACCAUGGUCACGGAGCGCCUGGUGCGGAUACCGAAUGAGAAUCCGAACGGGAUAUCCUCGUCAGAUGGGUUCAAUCUCCUGCAGAUCUAUCGACAGUACAUCCUGGGCCUGGAACUACAAGCUCGCACAUCUCCAAACGCUGAAAUCUUUGACGAAAUACAACGACUCCGAGAAGAGCUGGAUAUUGUCCACACCGUACUGGACCAGCAGCUAGAGGUUCUUGACAAGCUUCGUACGGUGUGGACCAGUCUCAGACAUUCCAGUAACCAAGUCAGCCUGCAAAGCAUCCUCCAAAGCCGCAGGCUGAUCACAAAAAUGAAACGUGAUUUGGAUGAGCUCGAGGAUAUGGCCGGCAAGACAUCUAUGCUGCUACGGUCCAUGAUCGAAGUGCGUAAAGAGUCGAAUAGCAAAGCAAUCGCCAUCUUCACGAUUGUGACGGUCAUCUUUCUGCCUCUGUCCUUCGUGACAUCCUACCUCGGCAUGAAUAGCGUCGACAUCCGAGACGGCACAUUCAACCAGAGCUUGUUCUGGAUGGUGGCCCUUCCUAGCGCUGCUGUUCUCGUCUUCACAUUGUGGAUUGUUCUUAAAUUCAGGCAAAGUCUGAGGAGAUGGUGGCCUCGUCGAAGACUGCGGGGAUCACUGCGGAUGAUUGCAUUUUGGUUCUACCGAGCCACGACCACGGUGCCCAGUGGUUCCGCAUCGAGUCGGACAACGAGGGAAACUGAUUAG
This is a messenger RNA of Penicillium egyptiacum, 2322 nucleotides long. The record is from the annotation of a GenBank genome assembly. NCBI's taxonomy places the organism in Eukaryota, Fungi, Ascomycota, Eurotiomycetes, Eurotiales, Aspergillaceae.